This is a messenger RNA of Halteromyces radiatus, 1719 nucleotides long. RefSeq lists its product as uncharacterized. The coding region runs from base 158 to 1261 and encodes 367 amino acids. Gene Ontology annotation, molecular function: protein binding. The record is from RefSeq and is a predicted model, not a curated record. Lineage: Eukaryota; Fungi; Mucoromycota; Mucoromycetes; Mucorales; Cunninghamellaceae. The transcript has 5 exons.
UUUUUUUUUCCUUCCUUCCUUCCUUUCUUCUUGUCUUCUGGUCAUCACCCAUCUCUGUCUUUCUUUUUCUUACAAUCCUUGUCUUUUUUCAAGAAAACCCUUCCUUUCUUGUUUGUAUUUCUCUAUUUCUUUUUGUGUAUUAUACUAUUUAUCAAGAAUGACAACUCCUAUGGAUAUCGACUCUACUCCUUUAUCUGCUGAAGAGAUUAAGGCUCAAGCUAAUCAAGAAUAUAAGACUGGAAACUAUAAGCAAGCCGUUAAACUAUAUGGUGAUGCUAUCGAUGCUUCUCCUGAGACGUCCACUUAUUAUGCCAAUCGUGCAGCAGCAUUAACCAUGCUUGGUAGCUACAAGGAAGCAGCAACAGAUUGUCGCAAAGCGGUGGAAUUAGAUCCUAGUAAUAUCAAGGCUUUAUUGCGUGGUGCCAAGUGUCAUUUAAAUCUGGGCAAUAUGGAAGAAUCUGGUAGAUUAUAUGAAAAAGCAUUGACUUUGGACCAGGGCAAUGGACAAGCACAACGAGAAUAUAACAAUCUGUUACAUGUCAAGAACUAUUUGGCUCAAAUGCAAGUAUAUAUGGACAACAAGCAAUGGGGGUUGGCUCGUAAUAGUUUAUCUCAGGCUCUGAAAUUUGUGGAUCAAGACAAUAUGCCCCAAAAAUGGAAAGUUUGGCAAGCUGAAUGUGCUCUUGGUGAAAAGAAUUAUUCAGAAGCUAGUCGUAUUGUCAAUUCUCUUGUACGUAUGGAUUCACAAAAUCCAGAUGCUUUACUGUUACGUGCACGUGUGUUUUAUGGACAAGGUGAUAAUGCGAAGACUGCUGCUCAUUGUACUGAAGCCCUCCGAUGUGAUCCUGAUUUUGCAAAAGCUCGUACUUUACUCAAGAAAGCUCGUGCCAUUGAAAAUAAGAAAGAAGCUGGAAAUACAGCCUUCAAAUCAAAUCAAUUACAAGAAGCUUAUGAUGCUUACACUUCUGCUUUGGAAAUUGAUCCUGAAAACAAUGCGAUGAAUGCCAAGUUAUAUUCCAAUCGUGCUGCUGUAUUACAAAAGUUAAAGAAAUUUGAUGAAGCCUUACAAGACUGUGAUAAGGCGUUAGAAUUGGAUCCUGAAUUUACAAAAGUAUAUAGUCGUCGUGCUGCUUGUUAUAUGGAAACUGAACAAUAUGAAGAAGCUACUAGAGAUUAUAAACGUUUAGUCGAAGCUGAUGCUAGCAAUCGAGGUAAUAAUAAUAAUAAUAGUAAUCAUCAUCAUAAUAUAUACUUACAAUGACAUCAUUAUUAGAAUAUCGCAAUCUUUUACGCAAAGCUGAAUUGGAACACAAGAAAUCAUUACGCAAAGAUUAUUACAAGAUUCUUGGAGUAUCAAGGGAUGCAGGAGAAACAGAAAUCAAGAAGGCUUAUAGAAAAUUGGCACUACAAUACCAUCCUGAUAAGAACGCUGGAGAUGUCAAGGCUGAAGCUAGAUUCAAGGAAGUGGGUGAAGCAUAUACUAUACUUAGUGAUCCUCAAAAGAAAUCUCGAUAUGAUUCAGGUGUAGAUUUGGAUGGCUCAGGUAUGGGCGGUGGUGGAUUCGAUGCUGGUGGUGUAGAUAUUAAUGAUAUAUUUACACAAAUGUUUGCUGGUGGUGGUGGUAUGGGUGGAUUCUCUACUGGUGGUAUGGGUGGUGGAUUCCCUGCUGGUGGUAUGGGUGGAUUCCCUGCUGGUGGUAUGGGUGGCUUCCCUGGUGGU